This is a messenger RNA of Rhinocladiella mackenziei CBS 650.93, 630 nucleotides long. RefSeq lists its product as uncharacterized. The coding region runs from base 1 to 630 and encodes 209 amino acids. NCBI's taxonomy places the organism in Eukaryota, Fungi, Ascomycota, Eurotiomycetes, Chaetothyriales, Herpotrichiellaceae. The transcript has 2 exons. The record is from RefSeq and is a predicted model, not a curated record.
AUGCGUAACACUCUUCUAGGGCACGGGCACUCUUAUGUUCCAAGUGUCCUCAUCUCAACAAUUAAACCUGGCUUUGGUUCGGAUGUCUAUUUGAAACGUAGCGGUGUGCUUGCUGCAUAUGCAGUCGUACCGGGUAACAAUGCUGUCCUGAAACCGAACAAAAUUUCGCUCGAAGGUGCUGGAGGAGUUGGGACUUCAGGAGUUACUGCUAUGCAAUUUAUGGAAGUGACGAACAUGGCGCACGGCCAUCGAGUCUUGAAUACGGGUUCAGGAUCGCUUGUGGUUCAGGCUGCGAGAGCGACUAUCGGUGACGGGGGAUUUGUCGUUGAGCCAUGCUCCAGUGUCAACGAGAAGAACAAGAUUAGUGUCAUCGACUAUAAACAGUUCCCAGUUGUUCAUGACGCGAUCAUCGACAUCGUCGGAAAACGACCCUCUCCUCUUCCCAAAAAAUCCCUGACGUAUCUCAAUCUAAACGUCAUCUUCAUCCCUGGCGGCGACAUGCCAAUCAUUCACGAUGAGAGCGGCCUCUUCGAUGUUAUCCGUUGGCAAAUUGGCAUCAAGCUUGCGCAAUGGUGGCCGGUGAUCCUUGGCGGUGUACCACGAAAGUCUGCAGGAAUUGACGACUUAUGA